Molecule: messenger RNA, 11085 nt
Organism: Scylla paramamosain (green mud crab)
Lineage: Eukaryota; Metazoa; Arthropoda; Malacostraca; Decapoda; Portunidae
Exons: 4
Coding region: 1821-5924 (1367 amino acids)
Biological process (GO): DNA replication
Molecular function (GO): DNA binding; DNA-directed DNA polymerase activity; nucleotide binding
Source: RefSeq, a predicted model, not a curated record
AGGGACGGUGACGGCGACACUGACGGAGAGGUGAGGGGGCGUGCGUCCUUAUGCUUCGGCGACGAUGGAAUGACUAAUGAAUCAAUGAUGGUGGGCGGAAAAUAAUUGAGUGAAAAGGGGGUGGAGGGGGGGAGGAGAGGUGAUGGGGGGGGGGGACUGGCGGCCAGACGUGGCAGCCGCCCGCCACACACGCGUGAUUAGGGGGACUCUGACGGCGCUUGCCAUAGAAGUCGCCCUUUCCCUUUCAUUCACGGAAUCCUGGAGGGUGGGAUGACUGAGUGUUGCCAUCACGCGUUCCCUCCGACAUCUCAAUACAUCCCCUAUGGUCAAGGUCGUCGCGACUGCCGCACGAGAUCCCGUUACCUGUCCAUCCUUUUUACCUGGAGAAAGCGUCUGUGACGGCCAGGGCGGAGCGGCGGCCUCUUCCACUUUCACCGACCACCAGCGGCAUGGCUGACGUAAUACUUAUGUCGGAUGGCGGUCUUAUUACUAUCAUUAUUAUUAUUAUUAUUAUUAUUAUAGCCGACACGUGCUCCCUCCGAUAUCUCAGUACAUUCCCCUAUGGUCAAGGUCGUCGCGACUAUCCACGCCGUACCGCCAUAAUCUCCAGUCUGCCGACGUAUAUAUGUCAUGAAAAGGUAAAGUUUAAAGUCAGUCUGUUAGUUGACAGGGUUUAAAAAACAUGUCAUUGAGAGAUAGUGACGAUAUAUACGUAUACCUAUCUUCUCUUGCAGGUGGUAGGUCAUUUCCCAACAACACAACAACAGAAUUUGAAAACAGAAUCUUACCCAUUCAUUUAGACACCGGCAGGGAUUAUGAAGUCGGCCUGUGUAAUAUUUUAUUCCCUAAAUAUUUCUACUGCAUUGCGGAAGGGGAUCCAAAUUCCAGUAUAUCGUUCUAUGGUCGGGUUAAGCAGUCAGACUUUGAUAUGUAUGAAUAUAAUAUGUAUACCUAUCUACCGGAAAGGAAUAUCAUCUCCAAUUUUACCGAUAAGAACAUACCGGCCAUAACUAAGGCAAUUAAUGGACAGAUAGUGAGAGAACUUCAAGCAAUCUUGAAUGACUCCUUUAAGAUCUAUUUCCCUUACUCGGAUAUCAUUUAUUAUGACCGCGACUUGGAGCGGGUCGUUGUGAAUAACGCGAUUGUCCCUCCUAAUGACGAUCGUAUUUACAGUGAUAUAAGUAUAAAAUUUGCAUCGCAUAUAGCUCACAUUCUGGGUUUCAAUCCAAAUUUUCGCUACACCGUCUACUUUCAAAGAUCUGGCGACGGCAUUUCAUCUUCCGACGCCAGCGAAGCUUCCUCCUCAUCACCCAUAAAAUUAUUCGCUCAAUACGUACCGCGAGCUGAUGCAGGGACGGAUUAUAUGUACGUUUAUACCGACAUCAUUUCCCCCUCGCGAUUUGGCAACCAACUAGUUAAUAUAUUAGACGUCAUACCACUCCCCGGCGACAGCACCAGUAAAGGUGCGAAUUCAAUUACGUAUAAACCACUUUCUGCAUCAACUAUAGAGAGUGUGGCCAUCAAAAUUGCUAAUCAAAGAGGCAAACCUAUUCAGUUUGAAGAUGGGGAAAACAGUGUUACUUGCGUGUUACAUAUAAGACCACGUUAACUUUGCGUCUCGGACGUAAAAUUUUGAAGAGAAUCGAUCAAGGUGGGAUAAUGGGUGGAGUGGAGGAUAAUGAAACAGGCAGGUGUUGCCUACUUCCGAGUCAAGGCACGCGCCUCGCGACCAUCUGCGCGGGAAGCUUCAGUGUUUCCCCGCGCGGCAUGGCGGCCGGGACAAAGUGUUGACAAUGUUAUAGAAAAAAAAAGAAAAGAAAAUGGGUGUUCACUGUGGAACAGCAGAGGCGCGGAUUUUAUGUGAAGUGUGUGGGAGAUGGCGCACUAAUCCAUCCUGCCCCUCAUGUGUGGAAGACCAGUGUGAUUUAUGCGAGCGGUGUGGACUUCUGUUUCCACAUCCACCGCCAGAACACACCUGCGAAGUUGGCAAUCCUGCUUCUUCUGGCUCACACUCGAUUGAGGUUGAGCAGAACGCCGGCGUAGAAGGCCCACGUCGGCGGACGUCACAAGGCGACUUCCCACGCGGAGGCGGGGGAAGAGACUCGCCACGGCCGGGACCGAGUGGAUUAUCGGGGAACGUAUUCAAUUCUUCCGAGACUUCAAGUCCUUCACUACCUACACAAGACACGCCACAAGCGGAGGCGGACCACGAUGAGCGCAGCAUGGCAGGAGAGUCGGCGGAUGCAGACCUUGACGAGCGCGGGAUGCCGGAAGAGCCGCGGUUAAUUGACUCGAGGGAAAAUUUUAUGAGGAGCUUCACCAGACAUCAAUAUGACAUACCUGAUCAUGUAAGCAGAGAUCCACUCGGUCUACUUACCGAAUACAGGGAGUUCUUUAUACGGGAAAUUAGAUCAUAUUUCACGUCACACGGCUCGCCAUUCCCCCCCACCCUGAAAAUAUUUUCACACAUUUCUCUGUUACUAGUGAAAUUCUCUACCUUAGGCGAGGAUGAACAUCGAGUCAUUCAUAUUGCUUUUAGAGCACGACUGAUCACCUAUCAAGAUGUGCCUGACCUUGUUGAUUUAUGGAUCCAUCAGCUGAACAGUCGGCUGGAAAGCCUUACCAGCGAGACUGAAGGAUCUGGUUUUAUCAUUUCAAGAGUACAGAAUUUUUUCAUCAACUAUUGCUUGCAUGUCGCAUGUAGUGGCAUAGGAGAUUAUGUUGCUUAUCCUAGAGGCGUGCGAGGAGGGAAUGAAAUUUUCAAUCCUGAUGGCCGACAUUCAUCCUGUGUUAUUCAGUGUUUGGCGGCUUUCAGACUUCAUGCUCGAGGUGUACCUUGGAAAAGAAUUCCAAAAAUAUUACGGAGACGGCAUGGCGGAGAGAAAUACGUCACGCGCGGAAAAGUAGGCAGUCCAGUGACUUGGGAGAACUUGAGUCAGUUAGAAAGGUUAAAUUGUCUGUCUCUGGACGUUUAUACACUGACAAAAAGCGGUGAGAUAUACUAUUUAACAUUAUCAAGAAAAGGCUCGCGGAAGUAUAAAACUGUAGUCUCACUCCUUUUACUAGGUGGAAAACAUAUGACGCUCAUUAAAGACGUGGAGAAGCUGCACCGGAAAUUGACGAGAAGCAGUCCCACCCCAGAGGGUCAUCAGUUUUGCAAAGUAUGUUUCAGCUCAGUUCCCAAGUCUGUCAGUUUGAGCGAUCACGAGUGUCACUGCGACUUCACUCAAACUCUUCUCUUUCCAGGUGACGGUGAAAAAGUAAAAUUUAAAAAUUUUGCCUACACCUAUCAGCCUGCAUACUUAGCAUUUUUUGAUUUUGAAACUAUGAUAAAACCUAAGGAGAAUAGGAGUGUGAUAGCUGAACAUGACCCAAUUGGAUACUCGUAUCUCAUCAUCAAUAGGCAUGGAGAUGUCGUGGAAAAGAGAAGUUAUUUCGGUGAAGAUCCCGUGAAUAAUUUCAUUGAUAGCCUAUCCAAUGCUUGGGGAAUCAUCAAGGAAAGUGUAGUUAGCUAUCCAAUUAGCAUGUCUGCGGAGGAUGAAGCCCACUUCAAACGUCAGCGUCACUGCGAGCUCUGCCAUCAACCCUUUAAUGUGAAAACCCCACCUCAUAAACAUCACGACCACUCAUUACCACAAAAUAAUUACAAGGGGGCUUUGUGCGCGCGAUGCAACCUCCAGUGUCGUGACAUGAGGAAAUAUCUCAUCACUCUGGCACAUAAUAUGAGCUUUGACGUCUCCUUAAUCAUAAAAGACCUUCACUUGCCAGAGUCGCACGUGGACAUCCUUGCCAAGUCAGAAUCGCAUUUAUUGAAAGUAAGGAUUAAGGAAUUACAGUUUCAGGACACGCUUUCCAUUAUGAAUGCUGGCCUCGGUCAUCUCGCUCAGAGUCACGUGCAGGCGGGCUAUAGCACGCGUUACGCCCAGGAAAUGGUGAAUUACCUCCCCGAGGAUGUAAGGCGUGUAAUUUGCACUCAAAAACAGUUUCUUUGUUAUGAGUACAUCACCGACCUUGGCCGCUUAGAAGAUCGACAAUUGCCACCUCGUGAGGCAUUUUAUGACACGCUCAAGGGGAAGGCUCUGCCACCUGGAGAAUAUGAACACGCUCAAAGCGUGUGGAGUAUGACAUCCUGCCGCACUUUAGGCGAUUACAUAAGACUGUAUUGUGAGAUUGAUGUGGGAUUAUUAGCCGACACAUAUCUCAAAUAUAGAUCAUACCUGCAUGAAUUUUAUGGGCUGGACGUGUCACAUUACGUGUCACUGUCUUCUUAUGCUUAUGACGCUUUUUUAAAGUCGACAGGCGUUCAACUUGAUCCACCUUACGACCCUAACAUGUAUCACCUGAUCAAAAGAAAUGUACGAGGAGGCUUUGUAACUUGCGUCAGGCCACACCUGCAGUCAAACCACGAACCCGACGGUGGACCCGGCACCUAUGUGUUCUAUCUGGACUAUAAUUCAUUAUAUGCAAGCGUUAUGUGUUCCCCCCUGCCUAUGGGUGACAUCAAAAAGCUUUCUCAGUCAGAGAUGGAUGAUUUUUUUGAAGUUGGCAUCCAGAAUCAUGCGACAGAUGGCGACGUCGGUUACUGGCUGCAUUUAGACAGCUGUGACGUUUCCCCCGACGUAGCUCGGAUCACGGACGAGUUCCCUCUGUGCCUCGCACACAUGACUAUUACAGAAGAUGACAUCUCACCGUACAGUAAAAGACUGUUAGAAGCUGAGGGUCGUAAGCUGGGGAGGAAAAAUCGUAAACUCGUGGCCAGUCAUAAGGGACUGAAAGAUCAUCUCAUCAGUCUGGAAUUGCUGCAACUUUUACUCUCACUUGGACUGGAAAUACAAUGUGUUCAUGCUAUAUAUAGGUUCAGACAGGCUCCAUACCUGAAACCUUUCAUAGAAAGGAACGUCGCUCAGCGUAAAAAUGAGACGUGCGCCAUUAAAAAUCGCAUUUGCAAACUGAUGUCAAACGCAGUUUAUGGUAGAUCCAUGUUAUCUGAAGUGAAGUAUGGCCUCCAGCAGAAAUUAGUGACAAAAAGAAAGUCUUUCCUGAAGUAUGCAAGAAAUCCAUCCUUUAAAAGGGUCCACCAAUUAGGCGAGGACCGAGUCAUAUGUGUCAACAGUAAGAACACGAUUAAAAUCAGGCAGCCAAAUUACUUGGGAUACCAUAUUUUAGAAGUGGCAAAGAAGUACAUGUACAACUUUUGGUAUCGUGUCAUCAAAGCUAAUUAUGGGGAGAGAGCUAAAUUAGCUUAUGAAGAUACUGACAGUUUCAUUUUCAGUCUGCACAUACCUACAAACUUAAAUGAUGAACUGAAACAUGGACCCAUGGCAAAUUUUCUCGACACCAGUAACUUUGCUUCAGAUCACCCGUGUUUUAAUGGGGAGCGGAAGGGUCAACUAGGCUUGUUGAAAUCUGAAACCGGAUCCACGCUCAUCAAAGAGGCGAUUAUAUUAAAGCCAAAGAUGUAUUCGCUGCUGUUGGAAGAUGACAAGCAAGUAUCUCGAGGUAAAGGCAUUCCAACUCACCUUCAGCAAAAUAUAUUGCAUCAGCAGUAUAGGGAAACACUUAAUAAUGUCGCAUGUGGGAUGGUGGAUUGCUAUAAUAUCAGGAAUGUGAAAGGACAAAUUUGUACCACUCGUAUGCGAAAGCGAACGUUGUCACAUUUUGACGACAAGCGCUUUCACGUCGAUGGCUAUACCUCAAGGGCGUAUUAUCACCCCGACAAUGAUCCGCGGGAAAGAGAUGUGGAGAAUGAGAUGGAAGAGGAGGUGGCGGUGGAUGUGGGGGAGGUGGAUGUGGAUGAGGAAGAGGAGGAGGAGGAGGAGGAGGAGGAGGAGGAGGAAGAGGGGGAGGAAGAGGGGGAGGAUGGGGUAAUGAGUGGUCUGUGGCGUGAUCGGGAGAGACUUUCCGCGGCAUUAUUCACAUCAUGAUUAAGGGGUAGAGAAAGAGAGGACGCAGCUGCUAGCAGACGCCCUUCAUGUAAUGUAAAAAAACAUUUGCUCUGACCACGUAGGCUAAGGAAGAGGGGGAGGUGGAGGAUGGGUUGUGUCGUGAUCGGGAGUGGCCUUCCAUGACAUUAUUCACGUCAUAAUUAAGGGGUGGAGAGAGACCGCGGCCGCCAGCAGCUGCCAUUCAUGUAAUGUAAGAACAUUUGUUUUGAGUAUGGAGUUAAGGAGAGGAAUGAGGAGAUUGUUCAUGUACUGUAAGGACAUUUGUACUGUCCACGUGGGAUAAGGAGGAUGAGGAGGAGGAGGUAAUGUAAGAACAUUUGUACUUAGGUUAAGGAGAGGGGGGAGGGGGGGGGGAGGUUGAGGAAGAGGUGUGGGUCGGGGGAGAUCCACGUCAUAAUUAGAAGGCAGGGAUGAGGAUGCAGCUAGGAGGUUAGUUAUGCUGUUACCUACAUGACCAUGUAAAUAAAGGUUAAGUAAUAAAUACUGUAAACAUAUCGUAGCGUCUUUUAGUAACCCUCUGAACUUAACAUGGACAAGACAUUUAGCGAAGAGAUGCUGAAUCUCUUCAGAUAUCCUGCACGCAUAAUUAUUGCAGGUUAUACAAAUUCCGGCAAAACACACCUCUGCAAUAAAAUUAUAGAGAAAUAUCAGCAUGGAUUUAACAGAAUUAUCAUUUGUGGCGUCUCAUCGCAUUCGCUGCAGCAGAAUUCCCCUUUUCAAGAUAAGGUCGAAGUGCAUGAGAAAAUUAUUGAUCCCGUGAUGGAUGAUAACAGUCCAUACGCCGACCCGCAAACGCACACACUCCUGAUAUUAGAUGACAAUUUCCUCACGGCUGGCAAUUCUCAAACGAUAGCAGAGGCUUUCACCAAAGGGAGACAUAAAAAUUUGUCAGUUAUAAUGAUAGCACAGAAUGUCUUUUUCCCCGGAAAGUAUGCUAGAACGAUAACUUUAAAUGCCUCACAUUACAUUCUUAUGAAAAACAGAGAUAUAUAUCAAAUUGAAUGUCUGGGCAGGCAACUUUAUGGAAGGGAGCGCGCCAAACACUUUGUGGAAAUUUAUAAAAAUGUCGUGCUUAGACGAGAUCACGGUUAUUUGUUGUGUGAUUUAUCCCCGAACGCACCCGAAGAAAUUCAACUGCGCACGAAUAUUGUGGAUGAGCCACCCUGUGAGAAAGUCUAUCUGCUAUGAACGCCGUUUUGGACGAACUUUACCGGGAUAUGACGAAUCCUGCGGCUUUAGGAGGUGUGCAAGCACUCUACAGAGAGGGGAAGAAAAGGGAUAAGAAUCUAACACUCCGCGAUGUGAGGGCAUUUCUGCAGGGCAACCGCACUUAUACGCUUCACAAGCCGACACUGAAACGUUUUCCGCGACGAAAAAUUCUCGCUCCUAAACCGUCCGUCAUUUUAACUUGCGAUUUGGCUGAUUUUGCGAGGCUGCAGACACAAUGGCGGCGUCCGAUACAUCAUGUUUUGCCUGGACGUUUUCAGCAGAUACUUGAAAGUGGCAACGCUGACAAGUAAAUCCGGACACAGUAGCCUGCAAGCGCUGAAAAAAGUUCUAGAGUCGGGGAGUUUUACAGGCGUGUCGCGUCUUUUUACCGAUCAGGGAUCCGAAUUUUAUAAUCAAGCAGUGAAAAAAUAUCUAACUUUGAAAGGUAUUACCUUGUAUUCCAAUUACUCGCGUGAAACAAAGGCGAGUUUGGCAGAAAGGGUCAUCCGAACCAUAAAGACAAAAAUAUAUAAAUAUCUCACGCAGAACAACACACUGACGUAUAUUAACGUCUUGCCCACCCUAAUAAAUACGUACAAUCACACCCCACACCGCGGUUUGGGCGGCAACCAAACGCCGGCUCAGGUUCACCACCUCCGCGAGCUGUCACAAGUCAGGAAGCAAUUUAAACGAAUGUAUUUAAAUCGGCCAAGGGGAAAGAAAGUUGUCAGUCAUAAAUUAGACGUGGGAGACAUUGUACGCUUGCAACGUGCUUCCCGAACGCAAUUUAAAUUCAAUAAGGGUUAUACCGUCAACAAUACCGAGGAGCUUUUUAAGAUAAGUCGUGUGGAUUACUCACAUAAAAUCCCUAUUUAUUUCAUAAGGGAUUUGGCGGGGGAGGACGUGACCGGCGCUUUCUACAGGGAAGAAUUAAUCAAGUCCUCUCUUCCCUCACAUUACCAGGUCGAUAUAUUACGAUCGAAGGUCGAGCGAGGUAAGAGAAAGUACUUCGUCCACUGGCGUGGGUACCCAGAUAAAUUUGACAGCUGGAUAGAUGCGGACGACUUAGUAUAAGAUAUGGAUGAGGAAAAACCAUUGAUAUUGAAGUACAAGGAUUUGGUUUUUCUCCUCUCGCACGUCACCCCUAAAUUGCGGAAGCAGGUCUUGCAAAGUUUGAAUAAGCGCGAAGUCAAUUGCAUCUCGGAAAUAUUCGCCAACUUUUUGAAGAGACGCCUGACGGACGACGAUACCAUCAUUAACCGCCUGAAAAAAUUCAAGAGUGAUAUUCGCACUGUAGCCUUGAAGAAGACGCCCGUGUACAAGAAGAAAGCGAUUCUAAUCUCCAAACGAGGUGGUAACAUAUUGGCCGCGUUACUCCCGAUAGCCGUGUCGGCAAUAACAAGUUUACUACAGAGAUGAAAGAAUAUUGUUUAGUUCCCGUCUCAGUUGCCGAGAGGUGUAAGUUUAAACCGACCGACAGCGCAACUCAGCACCGAUUCACGUCAAAACAAGUCAAGAAAAAAAAAAAAACUUCACUUCCGCUACCGGCCGCCGCCCUCCCCGACGCCGCCAGCGUGACGCCACCACCACGCGCACCUGUCAAUCCACCCUUGGAUGAUUUGAUUCGAGUUGCCGUUCCUCCUUCCUUUAGAGAAUAUGGUUUAUCUCUCUUGAAAUUAUUGGAGGGUAAACCUGGGAUUUCAUGGGAUGAGCGCGGUAACUUACUUCCACCAUUUUCUGGCAUAAGCGUGUUUGAUCUCAUACGAGUACUCGGUCACGAAAAGGGGGCCGCGAAAAGACUUUCACCCGAUAAGCGUCCAUUAUUAUCACUGCUACUUCGCAUGGCGCAACUCCCCGCGGAUGCCAUCAGAAAUACGACUCAACGAAGUAAACUGAUAGGUGGCGGGGUCGGUGACAUCUGGGAAGCAUAUUAAAUGAGAAAGCUCCCCAUCUUACUCUGUAAACGAGUAAGUACAUCAAUAAUACAUGAGAGCACGUGUUAGGCGCGUCAGGGGUGCAGGCCCACGGAUGGAUAAUUGAUGAGGGUUAUGGUCAAAAAAAGGUUCACCCCCCCCUAACCCACAUCCCCUAAUAAAUAAUACGUUCCCCACCCUCCAUCCCUUCCCACCAACAAAGGAAAAAAAAAUAACACCUGCGUCAAUUUGAAUGAAUAAAUUCUACUACGCAGAAGGUGUAAUAUCGACCAAUACGUGCGAAUAAAGGUCUGCGAUGUCACAUUUCCCCCUCACUCCCCUCACAGAGGGUUCAACGUGCGGAUCAGCCCUCCAAUUACUCGUCAAGAUGAAGGUGGUCGAGGGCAAGCUGACCGAUGGCAUCUUCCGCGACCGCCGCUGUUAUAUCAUUUAUUCAGUAAAUGCCGUCUCCACCGAACCGAGUGGGAUUGCGCGGGAUCUCAAAACGAUUUACCCAUACGAGAAUACACAUGCAGCUAGAAAGAGACUCUACUCGCUUCAUCGGGCCACGGCAGACACGAGAGAUGACCCAGGACGUAUCAUUAUCCACGCGCCUCCCACAGGAAGCGUAAAUCUCCCUCACCUGGUGGCCUGCGUGACUCAGUAUGGUUGGGGCGAGGCCGUCGAGGGAAACGAGAAGGCGCGACAGGCAAUCGCGACGUCGAAGGAUUUGCCUUACGUGGAAGGACUCAAGAUGGAUACAAGCGUGAAUCGACGUCAACACUUCCAGAAUUGCCUGAAAAAGAUUGCCCUGCUAGCCAUGGCGAACGCUGAAGUAGAGCAAAUUAUUAUCCCGGAAGGACUGGGAUGUAGAGGUCGCUGCCAGGAUGAGUGGAAGAAUAAUUACCUGCCUAUGGUGGAAGGGCUGGCGCAGCGACUUCAACCUUUUGGAGUUGAAACUAUUCUGGUGAGGAAGUCUGAAUAACUAUAUCAUGUAAAUUUUAAAAUAAAGUUGAUGUGUGUUUGACAAAUCGAGUAUAAAUGUAUUCCUUAAUUGGGGUGACCGUUAUUAUUUAUUUUGAUCAUGGCGGGAGCAGCAUAUCAGACAGAAAUAAAUAGCCGGUGAUUAUGCUCGACGUCUUAUUCAUGACGUGACAACCAUCAUGACGAGAGCGUUCACACCUCCCACUCGAGCGGAAUACGACUUGCUUUUUACGCAAAGCAAAGGUGGAGGCUUAGACGACAUCCGGGUUUUUAUUCCACCCCAUUCAAGAAGAGGUGGCGGUCUAUUUUCCGUUUUGAGUGGCUUUGCUAAAAGAGCAAUUCCCUUUCUCAUGCGCACUGUAGCACCCGAAGCGCUCCAAAUGGGAAAAGGUUUAUUAACAGAUGUUUUAGAAGGGAAGCGACUUCGCGAAUCAUUAAGAAAUAGAGGUGUUGCAGCCGUGAAGGGUGUGGGGGAAAGGAUAGUUCGAGGCGGACGAGUAAUGAAAAAGAGGAAAGUUGGAGUCGGAAAAAAAAAAAAAAAGAGAAAACCACCAACCAGGCAACUGAAAAGAAAGACUUGCUAUAAAGCAGAUAUCUUCAAUAUUUAGCUUAGUCGCAAAGAUGACUCAUUACGGUCCGGAUGUGCAGGGUGGAGCGACCUCCACCCCCCUGAGCAAUUAUCUGACGGCCGUGAGUGAGAACUUUCCGCGGGUGAAUCGCUUGCAUACCAUCGAAUCGUCAGUCGCUGCGAGGGGAAAGUUGGACGUAUUACCCGUUAAUUUAGAUGCAAAUGCUAAUAAUCAUGCGGGGAUCAACGAUCCUUACAUUGAAUUUAGACUGCCUGGUAUUCCAGGGCAAUUUUUGGAUCUAUCAACGCUGUCUCUAGAAUUGCGAGUUAGCGCGACGAAGGCAGACGGCGCGCCACUAGACGAUGGCGAUCACGUCGUUUUUAGUAAUGGUUUGAAUAAUACGAUGUUUAAGUCAUGCGCUUGUUAUUUUAACGAACAGCUUGUGGAGUCAUCCUCUUUGUUCAA